This is a messenger RNA of Penicillium maclennaniae, 243 nucleotides long. Its product is annotated as U6 snRNA-associated Sm-like protein LSm7. Gene Ontology annotation, molecular function: RNA binding. Gene Ontology annotation, cellular component: U12-type spliceosomal complex; spliceosomal tri-snRNP complex; catalytic step 2 spliceosome. The coding region runs from base 1 to 243 and encodes 80 amino acids. The transcript is spliced from 3 exons. The record is from RefSeq and is a predicted model, not a curated record. NCBI's taxonomy places the organism in Eukaryota, Fungi, Ascomycota, Eurotiomycetes, Eurotiales, Aspergillaceae. Gene Ontology annotation, biological process: mRNA splicing, via spliceosome; nuclear-transcribed mRNA catabolic process.
AUGGACAAGGAGGUCAUGGUCAAGUUCAAUGGCGGUCGUGAAGUCACUGGUACCCUGAAGGGCUAUGACCAGCUCAUGAACCUCGUCCUCGACGACGUCAAGGAGUCUAUGCGCGAUGACGAAGGCAACCAGACCACCCGCUCGUUGGGCUUGAUUGUGGCUCGGGGCACCCUGAUCGUGCUUAUCUCGCCUGCUGAUGGCAGCGAGGAGAUCCCCAACCCGUUCGUGCAGCCUGAGGAGUGA